This is a messenger RNA of Aspergillus luchuensis, 348 nucleotides long. RefSeq lists its product as uncharacterized. The record is from RefSeq and is a predicted model, not a curated record. The transcript has a single exon. Bases 1 to 348 code for a protein of 115 amino acids. NCBI's taxonomy places the organism in Eukaryota, Fungi, Ascomycota, Eurotiomycetes, Eurotiales, Aspergillaceae.
AUGUCUUUGCUUCCUAUACGAUCAGUCACCUCGGCCAGCCCCGGUCAACCUCACGAGCCAGAUCCCUAUGCAUGUUGCACAUCGCAAAUCUUAGCCCGCGAUCAUCGUCGACCCGGCGCCGCCAAGAUCUUGGCUGGUGCAUCUGCUGGAAUGCCGUUGAACCUUGAUUGGACUGGCCCGUCCAUCUUCAUGCACCCCAGGGUCAAUUGCUGCUCACACUUCUUCACCCAAGCAUUCCUUGGCCGUUUGAACAAAGUUUGCGGAAUGCACGUUGUAUCAGAAUAUCCUGUUUCUAUCCAAAUUCCUCCACAAUACCUUAAUAGCAUCCACGAGAUUCCUUACCUGUAA